This is a messenger RNA of Cyphellophora europaea CBS 101466, 957 nucleotides long. RefSeq lists its product as uncharacterized. Bases 1 to 957 code for a protein of 318 amino acids. NCBI's taxonomy places the organism in Eukaryota, Fungi, Ascomycota, Eurotiomycetes, Chaetothyriales, Cyphellophoraceae. Gene Ontology annotation, cellular component: cytoplasm. The transcript has a single exon. The record is from RefSeq and is a predicted model, not a curated record.
AUGGCCACCACCACCCAACCCUUCACGCCCCUCCUAAUCGGCCUCUCCGGCCCGUCCUCCAGCGGCAAAACCACGCUCGCGCGCCUCCUGCACCGAGUCUUCAACGCCCACCCCGCAACGCCCACCACACACCACCGCAGCAUCACCCUCUUCAUCCUGCACGAAGACGACUUCUACAAAACCGACGCCGCCAUCCCCCUCAUCACCACUGGGCCCUCCUGCCCCUCGGGUCUGGGCUCCCGCACCCUCCAGGACUGGGACUGUCUGGGCAGUCUGGACCUCCCGCUAUUCCGGCAGACCAUGCGGCACGUGAGGACGCACGGCACGCUCCCGCCGGACUCGCACAGCAAGGAGGACCAGAACAGCGUGGGGCCCGUCGACAUCCCGCCCGAGCUGCCGGGAAGGCUGCGCGCGGAGGUGGCGGAGUGGCUGGCCAACCUACCGCUGCGGAUAUUGCCCGCGGGCCAGGAAUUGCGGGUGUGCGUGCUGGAUGGCUUUUUGCUCUAUCCCUCCCCGGAGGAGGAGGAUGAUACUGACGCGGACGCGGACGGGGAUGUGAGGGCGCUGCGUGCCGUCGCGGCGCUGCUGGAUGUCAAGCUCCUGUUGCUGGCGAGCCGGGCGCAGACGGUGGCGAGGCGCACGAGGCGGGCCGGGUAUGUGACUCUCGAGGGGUUCUGGCAGGAUCCUGAGGGUUACGUGGAGGAUGUGGUGUGGCCGAAUUAUGUGCGGGAUUUGGGGUGGGUGAUGCGGGAGGGGAGGGGGGUGGAUGAUGGGGUGCGGGGGAAGGAGGGAAAGGGGAUGGGGAUGGGGAUGGUGGAUGUGGAUGAGGGAAAGGCGGAGGGAGAGGCGCUGAGGGUGGCGCCGGGGAGGGGGGAGUGGGAUUUGGGAGCGUUGUUGGUUUGGGCUGUUGGGGAGGUCAGGAGGGGUGUUGAGGCGAGGAGGGAGCUGGGAGGGUAG